AUGACACAUGAUCUGGAUAAAAGUGAUAGGAAUAUCUUGAAGACCUGGACUGCAGACUUCCAGAUUCAGCUCGUGAACAUCACCACCCACUAUCGACUAGAAAUGACGAGACACAAGGAACACAGCUUUAUGAAUAUCAAAACAAAUUCCAAGUGGAACGAGUGCGUUAAUUUUCAUCGAAGCGAGAUAGAUGAUGCUGAAAAAUCGUAUUACAUUGACGAAAGUAAAUGUCUCAAGGUUGCGAAUGCUGAAGAGGGGAAGAAGAGACAUGCUGUUUACCAGAUGGAGAAAGAGAUUAGAAAAUGGCGUAAGAGUUAUAAAUAUUUACUGAAACAGUGCAACUCAAACAAUCCAGGCGACGAGAAUGCAGCUGGGAUUUGUUUAGUCGAAUAUAUGCAAAAGGACAACUACCAUAUAGCGUUCCAGCGUCUAAUUCUUCUAAAACUCGAAUCAAUGUCCGAUCUAUAUUCGCAGAUACUUGCGUCGCUUCAAGAUUGUGAAACUUGUCUCAAGAAAACAUUGUUUAAUUAUAUAAACGAAGUACGAUCCAUAAUGGAUAACUUAAAUCGUUGUUAUAAAAGAAAAAGUUAAUCGAUGUUUGUGGUUAUGUUAGCAUCUUUUACGAUAUCAGAAAUAAUGAAUAAUGAACGCUGUGGUUAACGCUAUUUAUUUAUUUAUAAGUUUAUGGAAGAGAUAGAAAAGGUCUGAUUCGAAAAGUGAGUAAGCCAGUGUAAUUAAUGACACAUGUGUCAUGACAUCUUAGACGACGUGGCCGAUGGCGCGUUGACAGUAUCAUUUGUUUAUACUUUUUACAAUGGUAGUAUCUAUGGGCAACGUUGACCAUAAGCGGCAUCAGAUGGCCUGUCGUCUGUUCCAAUUGAAAAAGCGAUAUUGUUCUAUACUGAAGGUUCUUGAUUAAUUCAUCUUUAUUUAUAAUACAACACUUAAUAACUUA
Vanessa atalanta (red admiral) is the source of this 955-nucleotide messenger RNA. RefSeq lists its product as uncharacterized. Bases 1 to 591 code for a protein of 196 amino acids. The transcript has 4 exons. Lineage: Eukaryota; Metazoa; Arthropoda; Insecta; Lepidoptera; Nymphalidae. The record is from RefSeq and is a predicted model, not a curated record.